Molecule: messenger RNA, 1695 nt
Organism: Vicia faba (fava bean)
Lineage: Eukaryota; Viridiplantae; Streptophyta; Magnoliopsida; Fabales; Fabaceae
Source: the annotation of a GenBank genome assembly
AUGGUGUUUCAUUUCUUUCACAUUAUUACUUUUCUCAUGCUUGUGAUAGUGGCGACUAAUGCUGAAACAUUACCACCUCAACUUUACUGGAAGUCUGUACUCCCCAACUCUCCAAUGCCAAAAGCCAUCACUAAUUUGCUGCCCAACUCUCCAUUUCCAAAACCCAUCAUUAAUCUCUUACUACCUGGUGAAGAUCUUGGAGUCAAAAAGGACUACUCUGAUGGAGGUGAAGCUGAUGUAAAGUCCGUAGGAUUAUCUAAUUCACAGUUUUACAUACAUGCUGCAUCUGAGCAUGAUGUAAAUUCCAGAGAAUCACCCAAUGUAUUUCGUUACCAACAUGAUGCAUCUGAGCAUGAUGUAAAUUCCAGAGAAUCACCCAAUGUAUUUCGUUACCAACAUGAUGCAUCUGAGCAUGAUGUAAAUUCCAGAGAAUCACCCAAUGUAUUUCGUUACCAACAUGAUGCAUCUGAGCAUGAUGUAAAUUCCAGAGAAUCACCCAAUGUAUUUCGUUACCAACAUGAUGCAUCUGAGCAUGAUGUAAAUUCCAGAGAAUCACCCAAUGUAUUUCGUUACCAACAUGAUGCAUCUGAGCAUGAUGUAAAUUCCAGAGAAUCACCCAAUGUAUUUCGUUACCAACAUGAUGCAUCUGCGCAUGAUGUAAAUUCCAGAGAAUCACCCAAUGUAUUUCGUUACCAACAUGAUGCAUCUGAGCAUGAUGUAAAUUCCAGAGAAUCACCCAAUGUAUUUCGUUACCAACAUGAUGCAUCUGAGCAUGAUGUAAAUUCCAGAGAAUCACCCAAUGUAUUUCGUUACCAACAUGAUGCAUCUGAGCCUGAUGUAAAUUCUGGAGAAUCACUCAAUGCAUUUAAUUACAAACAUGUUGCAUCUGAGCCUGAUGUAAAUUCUAGAGAAUCAUCCAAUGCAUUUAGUUACAAACAUACUGCAUCUGAGCCUGAUGUAAAUUCUAGAGAAUCACCCAAUGCAUUUAAUUACAAACAUGCUGCAUCUGAUGAGACUCAAUUGCAUGAUAAACCAAAAGCGUUACUCUUCUUCUUUGAAAAGAACUUGCACGAUGGAACAAAAUCAAACUUGCAAUUCUUCAAGACCUCUUCAAGUAAUGUAGCAAAAUUCUUGCCUAAAGAAGUUGCUAAUUCAAUACCUUUUUCAUCAAACAAGGUCGAUUACAUACUCAACAAAAUGAACAUCAAAAAAGGGUCAAAAGGUGCUCGUAUUGUGAAGAACACAAUCAGUGAGUGUGAAGAGGAAGGCAUCAAAGGAGAGGAAAAGCUCUGUGUAACAUCAUUGGAGUCCAUGAUUGAUUUCGUUACUUCUAAACUUGGGAAAAAUGUUGAGGCUUUUUCAACAGAAAUGAAUAAAGAAAGUGAGAGUCCACAAUAUAAAAUGAUAGCACAAGGAGUGAAGAAGUUGGGGGAUAAGAACAAGGUUGUUGUGUGCCACAAAGUGAAUUACCCCUAUGCUGUGUUUUACUGUCACAAAACAGAAACAACUAAAGCUUACUCAGUGCCUUUGGAGGGUGUUGAUGGAAUCAGAGUUAAAGCUAUUGUUGUGUGUCACACCGAUACAUCACAAUGGAAUCCAAAGCAUUUGGCAUUUCAAGUCCUCAAAAUUAAACCCGGGAAUGUUCCGGUUUGCCACCUCCUACCUAAGGAUAAUGUUGUUUGGAUUUCCAAGUAG